CCUGUGAAUAUAGAGAAGAAGAAGACCACAUGCCAAGGCAGCGGUUCUCAGCUGUGGAGGAAUGCAUCGUAUUUUGUUCCCAUUACCAGCCUUCCAACUCCUGGCUCUGUCUGCUGCAGCACAUCCCAUUAGCCCUCGGGCUGAGCUGACUGAUCGAUAGACCACUUAGCGGCCGUGAGCUACACAUCCCAGUCAUUUGACCUGCUGGAGCUGUGGGAAUGGGCACGCAAUCCAAUAAGCAUCGAGCCAAUGAGACAAGCGAGCCGGACCGGCAACUUGAGGAACUUCCCCCUUCUUGUUCAUCUCAGGAUGGGAGGAUACAGCACUCUGCAGAUCAGCCCUGUUUUAGCUAUCGUCACACACUCAUGACGGUGGGGAGGAGGGAGCAGUUGGAGGCCUUGGAGGAGUCUGAGUGCCAGCAGAUAAUGCAGUGAGGCCAGACAGACGAUCAUAUUGAUGACUCCUGUAGGCUGAGAAUGGUGAGAAAGUUGUGGCGCCAGGUGGACAUUAGUCUGAGAGAGAACAUUAAGCCUCUUACUUUCAUACAAACGGUCCAGCUGACCCCUAAAAAUACACAAAAAUGUGUGGCGGAUAAAACAGCAGGAACACCUUACAGUCAAAUCAACAUGAUGGGACUCAAGUAAACUCAGCAGAGGGUGAUCUGAUGAAUGACAGAAGAGAUGCCAAAGGGACUGACGUGAAAGAAAGUAAAUGAGGCAGACUUACUUCACUAAGGGCCAUGUCUGGCUUCUGCUGCGCUUUUAAUAGUUUCCUCCCCUCCUCAACUCACUUACCCAUGAAAGAAGCCAUGCCGGUUCUCACAGCAGGAGCGGGGCUACAUGAAACGUUGGCCCUGCUGACCUCUCAGCUGCGGCCCGAUGCCAAUCACAAAGAGGACAUGGUCUUCCUCAAAGAUGUCUUCAGUGAGAGGAGCUUGGGAUACCUCAUGAAGAUUCAUGAGAAGCUGAGACAGUAUGAGAGACAGAGUCCAACACCCGUCCUCCACAGUGCCUCUUCGCUGGCAGAGGAUGUGGCAGAGGAGCUGCAGAGCGGCCCAAUGAGCACUGAGGAGAAGGAGCUGCUGCACCUGCUGACAUCACCACAUCUUAAGGCCGUUCUCUCGGUGCAUGACACCGUGGCACAGAAGAACUUUGAUCCUGUGCUGCCGCCACUGCCGGAUGACUUUGAGGACGAGCUGGAGGAAGAGUCGGUGAAGAUUGUCAGGCUAGUGAAGAAUAAGGAGCCUCUGGGAGCCACCAUAAGGCGGGAUGAAGCCACUGGGGUGGUGAUGGUGGCCCGGAUCAUGAGAGGAGGUGCAGCCGACCGAAGUGGUUUGGUCCAUGUAGGAGAUGAACUCAGGGAGGUCAACGGAGUCUCUGUGAUCCACAAGAGGCCUGAUGAGAUCAGUCAGCUGUUGUCCCAGUCCCAGGGCUCCAUCACUCUAAAGAUAAUCCCUGCCAUUAAGGAGGAGGACCGACUGAAGGACAGCAAGGUGUACAUGAGAGCCUUGUUUGACUACAUCCCAUUGGAAGACAAAGCGACGCCUUGCCAAGAAGCGGGACUUCCCUUUAAGCGGGGAGACAUCCUGCAGGUUGUGACCCAAGAUGACCACACGUGGUGGCAGGCCAAGCGUGUGGGAGACAGCAACCUGCGGGCGGGACUCAUCCCAUCCAAACAGUUCCAGGAGAGGCGACUGGCCUACAGGAUGAAAAUGGGCACACUCCCGAAUCCAAAAUCCCCUAAAAAGCCUGUCUAUGACCAAGGAUGUGAUAAAGAGGACUGUGACUGUGAGGGCUAUUUCAAUGGACAGUACAUAGUCUCUCCUAAGUGUAAAGCAGUGGCGCCCUCCUGUGGCCAGGUGUUUUCCUGGGAAUUUUAUACAGCUGGUUUACGGAGGAGUUUCCGGCUGAGUCGUAAGGACAGGCAAGGAUCCUCCGGAGAGGGGUCUGAUCCUGGAGACAGCGACUUCCUGACCUAUGAAGAGGUGACCCGCUACCAGCAGAGGCCCAAUGAGAGGCCCCGUCUGGUGGUUCUGAUCGGAUCUCUCGGCGCACGCAUCAAUGAACUCAAGCAGCGGGUGAUUUCUGAGAACACACAUCGUUUUGCAGUGGCAGUACCACAUACCACCAGGCCCAAGAAGUCUCAUGAGAAGGAGGGUGUUGAGUACCACUUUGUCACCAAACAGCAAUUUGAUGCAGAUGCUUUAAACAACAAGUUUAUAGAGCACGGGGAAUAUAAGGAGAACCAGUAUGGUACAAGUAUAGAGGCUAUCCGCUCUGUACAGGCAAAGAACAAGAUGUGUGUAGUGGACGUGCAGCCUGAGGCCCUGAAGAGGCUGCGGACAGCAGAGUUCAAGCCGUAUGUAAUAUUCGUCAAACCUCGUGUUCCUGAGAGCAGACGUCGCCGCAGCGCUGCCACUUCACCAGGAGGGGGAGAGCAUGGCCGCAUUACGGACGAAGACCUCCAAGAGAUGCGUCAGUCUGCCAUUCAGAUAGACCAGCAGUAUGGACACCUGGUGGACCGGGUCCUGAUCAAGGAGGACUCAGCCAGUGCCUGUGCAGAACUGCGAGGUAUCUUGGAAAGGCUGGAGCGAGAGUCCUUCUGGGUGCCUAUCGGCUGGGUGCGGACUUAAACUUACCCAUCCUGCAGCUUCCAGAAGAACAUCACAGCCAACCCACCCAAAUCCUGCCCCAGUCAUCUCCUAAUGAGCUGAUCCCCUUCCCCCACCAAAAGGCCUGCUGGCCAGCCUGGGAGUCUGCUGGACUCCCUCUGACUGGCUGAUGCAGGGCUGGCCAGACUGAGGCACUAAAGGGAGAGGAUGAUGUCAGAGGAAUACCUUUGUUGUCUUGUUGGUGUUGCAGCAGAUCGACAGCUCUCUUGGCUCUUUCUGUCACUUCAAGUCAUAUUUAUUCAGGUUUGGUUUUUAUUUAUUUAUUGACUUCAAAGACAACAGACAGAUAAGUUUGAAGUUUAAGAAGUGUUUUAUUCCUUACAGGGUCACUCUUUCUAGCUGUGUGGCAGGUUUGGGAUCCCACUCAGAGGAUUGCUCAGUCAGUCAGCUUUAUUGUGACUCUUGUUGGAGUAACUUUAGUAGCAUGUUUUUUUAGGUUCACAGUUUUAUUCAACUCAAUGCCAAUCGCAGAAUGCUUCCUGUUCAUUCUUACUGUUCAUGCAUCCUGUACAGUAUAAGAACCAAUCAUACAUUCAGCAGAACAGGAGGAAUUGAUCUAUAAAGUUAAGUGAAUGCCAUUUGAAACUAAUGUAUUCUUUUUCCUAAAUAUAAUUUCCACACAUGGACAGAAACAAAUAUUAUAUCCAAAUGGAAUGUGGAAUGUGAGAUUAUUUUCUAUGAAACUGUUUUUAGGAAAUGCAUGAAAACUGAUUAUUUAAUCUCAGAUGUAAAUAUUGUAAAUGUUAACUCCUCGUGUGCCAAUGAAAGAUCUCGUAGCACUUCAAUGCAACCCGUUUACCGUAAUUUCCUGGGAACCCACAUCUGUUUGUGUGUAGAAGUAUGUGUGGAUGAAUGUCAGUAUAUGUUCACCUAAAACCAACCUGAGAUGCUCCUUUUACGUACAGAUUUUGUACAGUUUCCUAUUUUUGACUGCAGAAGUAGUAGUGGGUACUAGAUGUCUGUUUUGCUUUAUUGAUGUCGGACCGGAGAACAGCGUGGAGAUGGUAGACGUCAUAUUCACAGAUUACAAAUUAGAAUUGAAACAAUUCAUUGAUAAAUCGGUCAAACGAAAAUUAAUCUGCAACAUCAGAAAAUAUUUUGACAAUGGAUUAUUUUAAUUUAUUUAUCAAGCAAAAAUGCCAAGCAUUCCCUGAUUACAUCUUCAAUUGCAAGGAUUUCUUCAGUGUUAGACAAAAAAACAAGCAAUUUCAAUUUUUCACAUUGUUUAAAGAUUGUAACAGACAUUUCUAACUUUUCUGACAUUUCAUAGAAAAUUAUGAAUUAAGCAAGAACAUUGGCAGAUAAAUAAAUAAAACAAUAUGUAUAUGUAUGUCAAUAUGUAUAUUGACAGAUCUUCUGAACUUCUUCUGAACUUUAGAAGUCAUUUUAAACAGAAAAAGUAUUUUGUCCCCUAUUACUGAAAUUGCUUUUCACAGCCAGCAUGGAUAGGAGAAAUUACCGAGACCAAGGUACAUAUUGGCAUGAGUACCAUAUCAAGAUAGGUUCACCUAUCCUUUAAUGACACAAAACCAAUUAUCUAUAUUGCUUGACUAUCACUUCUACGCUGAUUUUUUCUUGUGUGGUUAAAAAAAAAACAUCUUCCAGAUCCCCUGUGUUCUUUUAAACAUGCACUGUUCUCUUGUCUCUUCAUGUUCUGUAUGAGCCCAGAAUGUUGAGUUUGUAAUGUGACCUGUACAAAGUGCCAUAAUAAAAGCUAGCUAAGUCAAA
Messenger RNA from Perca fluviatilis (European perch), 4399 nucleotides. RefSeq names its product membrane protein, palmitoylated 3a (MAGUK p55 subfamily member 3) (gene mpp3a). The transcript has 24 exons. Bases 740 to 2632 code for a protein of 630 amino acids. Lineage: Eukaryota; Metazoa; Chordata; Actinopteri; Perciformes; Percidae. The record is from RefSeq and is a predicted model, not a curated record. Gene Ontology annotation, cellular component: plasma membrane; cell-cell junction. Gene Ontology annotation, molecular function: protein binding.